CGCGAUCCUCAUGUCUAUGGCGGCUUGAUGGACGGGGUGGAGCCGACUGGGGAACGAGCGGCCAAGGGGGAGGACGUUGGUGAGGAAGAGACAAAGAAAGUUGAAGCAGAAGAGGUACUUGUUGACCAACAAACAACAAACACUCAGACUACAGCCACGGACAACGAGGUUCAAGCUCAAGAUGGAACCAAUAGCAGUGACGUCAAUAGCCAACGCCGCAUAGCUCUCCCUCCAUCCCCAAUGCCUAAUAUCGGGGACCUCUCACUGCAUUCUCCGUCGUCUGCCAUAGUUGGCACUCCAUUCUCCGAUUUGCAUUCAGCACGGUUUGAAUACCCGUUUCCAGACCCAAGUUCUGGACCGUCAAGCUCACCGGAAAUUUCGCCUUCGUCCUCUGCUUUGACCUCUACCUCUCAACCCCAACUUGCUAUCAACGCGCCGCCCGCGUUGCAACACUUUCCGGCCUCAUUUCCUUCCCCGGCUGAACUGCCAGCCUAUUCUCCGACACAUCCAAGAAUGCGCACCGUCUCACCACCACCCGAACCGCCUUCUAUCGCUAAACGGCGUCAACGGUGGACAUUGGGGCUCGGUACCCUCGCUCGAAAAUUAUCUCGCAGCGGUAGCGCCCCACAUCCCAGUCAGGCUGUUACUCCUCCACCAGAGCAAGAGGGCAGCGGCCAUCGCAGGGUCAUGAGCGAUGAGAAUAUCUCCAAAGGCACAACGCCACCACAAAGUUGA
This is a messenger RNA of Mycena indigotica, 735 nucleotides long. RefSeq lists its product as uncharacterized. Bases 28 to 735 code for a protein of 235 amino acids. NCBI's taxonomy places the organism in Eukaryota, Fungi, Basidiomycota, Agaricomycetes, Agaricales, Mycenaceae. The transcript is spliced from 2 exons. The record is from RefSeq and is a predicted model, not a curated record.